This is a messenger RNA of Pistacia vera, 1303 nucleotides long. Its product is annotated as growth-regulating factor 3-like. Gene Ontology annotation, cellular component: nucleus. Lineage: Eukaryota; Viridiplantae; Streptophyta; Magnoliopsida; Sapindales; Anacardiaceae. The transcript has 4 exons. Bases 219 to 1223 code for a protein of 334 amino acids. Gene Ontology annotation, molecular function: ATP binding. The record is from RefSeq and is a predicted model, not a curated record. Gene Ontology annotation, biological process: developmental process; regulation of DNA-templated transcription; DNA-templated transcription.
CCAAACCAAGCCUUUACUCUCAACCUUUGUUCCUACUCAGAGCCUGCCCCCAUUACCAGCGCAACCCAUAAACUUUAAACAAAACAUUGUGACAUACUCCACUAUGCUCACUCAUCUUGUUUCUUCUCUCAAAACAUGCUUAAACUUGAAGCUCUAGAAGCACAAAGUUUGUGUCUUUAUAUAUAUACUACAAACUAGUGGUGGUGGUGGAGGAGAAGAUGAAUAGUGGCGGUGGAAGUGGUGGUGGAGUUGGAACUGGGAUUGGCUUAGUGGGAAUGAGGUCACCAUUUACAGUUUCACAAUGGCAAGAGUUGGAACAUCAAGCCCUGAUCUUUAAGUACAUGAUAGCAGGUUUGCCUGUGCCUCCUGAUCUUGUUCUUCCUAUUCAAAAGAGUUUUGACUCCAUUUCUUCACGCUUCUUUCAUCACCCCACCGUGGGUUAUUGUUCCUUCUAUGGAAAAAAGGUUGAUCCCGAGCCAGGGCGAUGCAGGAGAACUGAUGGCAAAAAAUGGCGCUGCUCCAAAGAUGCAUACCCAGAUUCAAAGUACUGUGAGCGCCACAUGCACCGCGGCCGCAACCGUUCAAGAAAGCCUGUGGAAUCACAAACCAUGACACAGUCAUUGUCUACUGUGACAUCACUGACUGUCACUGGAAGCAGUGGUGGGACUGGAAGCUUCCAGAAUGCUCCAUUACAUGCCUUUAGUAAUCUCCAAGGCACUGGUUCUGGAACCAAUCCGUCCCAUUAUAAUGUGGAGUCUAUCUCUUAUGGAAUCCCGAACAAAGAUUACAGGUACCUUCAAGGAGUACUUAAACCUGAAGUUGGGGAGCAUAGUUUCUUCUCUGAAGCUUCUGGAAGUAAUAGAGGUAUCCAGAUGGAGUCACAGCUAGAUAACACAUGGCCUCAGAUGCAGUCUAGAGUCGCCACACUUCCCCAGUCAAAAGUGAGCAACACGUCCAUAUUGCAAAAUAAUUAUUCUCAGCACACAUUUUUCAGUAGCGAAUUCACUACUGGAGAGCAUAUAAAACAGGGGGGUCAGUCUCUUCGUCCUUUCUUUGAUGAGUGGCCUAAAGCAAGGGAGUCAUGGUCUUGUCUUGAAGAUGAGAGAUCCAACCAGACAUCACUUUCAACGACCCAGCUCUCAAUAUCCAUCCCAAUGUCUUCAUCUGACUUCUCGGCCACAAGUUCUCAAUCUCCCCAAGAUAAUUUAGACGGCAUACAGUGAGAAUUGCCAGAGCUACAUGGUGCCAAUCACAAACGAGUGCUUAUAUGUUGAAUUCAUGGAUGUGUCGAAUCUCUGUAAAG